This is a messenger RNA of Coniosporium apollinis CBS 100218, 3384 nucleotides long. RefSeq lists its product as uncharacterized. The transcript is spliced from 14 exons. The record is from RefSeq and is a predicted model, not a curated record. Gene Ontology annotation, molecular function: oxidoreductase activity, acting on paired donors, with incorporation or reduction of molecular oxygen; iron ion binding; heme binding. The coding region runs from base 1 to 3384 and encodes 1127 amino acids. Gene Ontology annotation, biological process: response to oxidative stress. NCBI's taxonomy places the organism in Eukaryota, Fungi, Ascomycota, Dothideomycetes.
AUGCUCCGAAGGCUCUCAUCUCAGUUCCGCAAAGACAAGAACAAAGGGAAGGGCCAGCCAAACGGCUUUACUCCAGACGAGAAGAAGGAACGACGGAGCUCAAAGCACCUGGUCAACGGCGAAACGCAUAAGGAGGAACCGGAUCAGAAUGCAACGCGUCAAGACGUCAGCGACACGUUCGAGCAGUUUGCGCAGCUAAUUCACGCUUCUCAACGACCACUGCCUACACAAUCCGGCAAUGGCACCUACAUUGAUACAGAGGUGCCGAGUGGAAUGUUCGCCGAUCUUCGAACCCUGGGCUUCAAGGACGUGAAGACCUUGAAGGAUGUUAUGACCACCAAGGCCGCUGGCGAGCUUGCGGACGACAAGACGUAUCUCAUGGAGCGUGUUAUCCAGCUCGUCAGUGAUUUGCCCGCGCUCUCGAAGAAUCGAGUGGAUCUCACGAAUGCCUUCAUUGAUGAACUGUGGGAUUCUUUACAACACCCACCGCUCUCGUAUCUGGGUGAUCAAUUCAAAUACAGAUCGGCUGAUGGGUCGUACAAUAACAUCAUGUAUCCCCACCUUGGUGCCGCAAAUACCCCAUAUGCACGAAGCGUGCAGCCUAUCACGAUCCAGCCCGGCGCGCUGCCCGAUCCUGGCCUCAUCUUUGACAGCCUCUUCGCGCGGAAUACAUACACGAAGCAUCCCAACAACGUCUCCAGCAUUCUCUUCUACUGGGCGUCGCUGAUUAUUCACGAUUUGUUUCAAACGGACCACCGGGAUAUCUCAAACUCGCAAACAUCCUCGUAUCUCGACUUGUCUCCCCUCUACGGCGAUAACCAAGACGAUCAGGACCAAAUCAGAACGUUCGAGCAUGGCAGACUGAAGCCGGAUUGCUUUGCCGAACAGCGCUUGUUGGGGUUUCCCCCAGGCUGCGGUGUGCUUCUCAUCAUGUUCAAUAGAUUCCACAACUACGUGGUCGAGCAACUAGCAGUCAUCAACGAGGGCGGCCGCUUCACGAAACCCAGCGACAACCUCUCUGGGGAGAGAGCGCAGAGCGCGUGGAAGAAAUACGACAACGACUUGUUCCAGACGGGCCGUUUGAUCACUUGCGGCUUGUACAUGAACAUCACGCUACUCGACUACCUGCGUACCAUCGUCAAUUUGAACAGAAGCAACACCACCUGGACGCUGGACCCGCGAGUGGACAUGGACAAAGUCUUCGGCCAGGAUGGCACUCCUCGUGGUAUCGGCAACCAAGUCUCAGCUGAAUUUAACCUCGUCUACAGAUGGCACUCGGCGACUAGCUUGAAGGAUGAGCAAUGGACAGAAAACAUGUAUCUGCAGAUGUUUGGAAAGAGGGCUGCUGAUGUGCCUAUGCAUGAGCUGGUGGCAGGCCUUGGGAAGUGGUACGCCGGGCUUGACAAAGAUCCCGCCAAGCGCCCGUUUGCAAAUCUGCAGCGAGACGGUCAUGGAAAGUAUGACGAUGGAGACCUUGUCAAGAUCAUUACAGAAGGCAUUGAGGAUUGCGCAGGCUCUUUCGGCGCCAACAAUGUUCCCAAAGCCCUCCGCGCUGUUGAGAUCAUGGGCAUGAUGCAGGCGCGCAAAUGGGGCUUGGGGACGCUCAACGAGUUCAGGAAAUUCUUCAAGCUGAAGCCGCAUGACUCGUUCGAAAGCAUAAACUCCGAUCCCAAGGUGGCUGAGCAGCUCCGCCAUCUCUAUGAACAUCCCGACCUCGUUGAGAUGUACCCCGGCAUCGUCUGCGAGGAAGCGAAGACGCCGAUGGUUCCAGGAGUCGGAAUAGCCCCCACAUUUACCAUUUCUAGGGCAAUCCUCUCUGACGCCGUUUGCCUCGUCCGCGGUGAUAGGUUCUACACCAUCGACUACCAUGCGAAGAAUCUCACCAACUGGGGCUACAACGAAGUGCAGUAUGACUUGAACGUCGAGCAAGGUUGCGUCUUCUAUAAGCUGUUUUUGCGGGCAUUCCCCAACCACUUCCAGCCAAACUCCGUGUACGCGCACUACCCGAUGACCAUACCGCUUGAAAACCGAAAAAUUCUACGGGAUCUAGGGAGGGAGAAUCACUACUCAUGGGACCGUCCAGCUUUCAUCCCGCCGCGUGUCAAUCUCACUACCUACAUUGGAGCAAAAACGAUCCUUGACCGACAGGAUAUCUUCAAGGUUACUUGGGGGAAAACGCUCGAGGAGCUGAUGGGCAAGGGUGGAGCCAACUUCAUGCUCUCCGGCGACACCUCCCUGCAUGCGAAGCAGCGGCAAACCAUGGCCAAAUCUCUGUAUAGAGAGAACUGGCAUAAGCACAUCAAGCAAUUCUACGAGUACAUCACGUUGAAGCUUCUGCACGAGAAGUCAUUCCAGAUCGCCGGCGUGAACCAUGUCGACAUCACCAGAGACGUUGGUAACCUCGCACAUGUACACUUUGCCGCCAACGUGUUCUCGCUGCCGCUCAAGUCGAAAGCGACGCCACGUGGAAUUUUUACAGAGCACGAGCUCUAUAUGGCUCUGGCAGUCAUCUUCGUCUGCAUCUUCUUCGAUCUAGAUCCUGCGAAGUCAUUCCCGCUUCACAGGGCCGCCGCAAAGAUCUCAAGCGUUCUCGGCAAGUUGAUCGAGGCGAAUGUCAAGUCAGUCUACAUGACCGGCGGCUGGAUCUCCGGCAUUGCGGAUAGCUUCCACGACAACGAAGAUUAUCUGACCGACUACGGCGUCCACAUGGUGCGCCGCCUCCUAGACAGCGGCUUGAGCGUUGAAGAAACGGCGUGGUCACAGGUCUUCCCCACAGCGACCGCGAUGGUACCUAACCAGGCUCAAGUGUUCACCCAAGCGCUCGACUUCUAUCUAUCGCCUCGGGGACAGAGAUUCCUUCCUGAAAUCAACAGACUUGCCAAGCUCGAUACGCCCGAAGCCGACGACAAGAUUCUGCAUUACUGCAUGGAAGGUAUUCGGCUCAACGGCACGUUUGGCUCCUAUAGGGAAGCGACGGGCUCGGCGACCGUUGACGAUGGUGGUCGGCUCGUACACGUCAAGCCGGGCGACAAGGUCUUUGUGUCGUUCGUUGGCGCGGCCAAGGACCCGAUCAUGUUCCCCGACCCGGAGGAAGUCAAGGUCAACCGGCCUUUGGAGAACUACAUCCACUAUGGCGUGGGCCCGCACGCUUGUCUGGGCCGGGAUGCGAGCCGUGUCGCGCUGACUGCAAUGUUGAAAGUUGUGGGGAGAUUGGACAACUUGAGAAGGGCGCCCGGCCCGAAGGGAGAGCUGAAGAAAAUCCCUAGACAAGGCGGCUUCUAUGUCUACAUGCGCGAGGAUCACGGAUCCUAUUUCCCUUUCCCCACGACCAUGCAGAUCAACUGGGACGGUGCACUGCCACUGCUGCCAACUCGGCGGAAUUAA